UGGCGACUUCGUUCAUGGGGAAGUUGGUAGUUCCAGAAAACGUAAAGUUGUCUAACCCGACAGAAGCUAUAUACUCCCUCAUCGACAGUCCGAGUCGAUCGAGAAGUCCAGCUAAGCUGAACUACAAACCACCAACUCCUCCGAGAAGUUUCAAACGGAAAUCGUCUCCGAAGUCUUACAACUCACCUCCGCCUGCUACGCAUAUCUCUACUCCAACGCUCUCUUCUAGUUCUGCAUCCAAUUACUCGUCAAACUCCCCCUACCAGCCUGUAGCGAAACCCACAUACAAACCUACGACGUAUUCUGCGCCUUACAAGGCGAGUUAUGCUACGAACUAUUACAACCCGGAAGAAAACGAUCAGAUGAAUUCGUACGAUAGUAAUUCCCAAGACUCUUAUCACAUUCCUGGAGCCAACCCGCCUCCACCCGAGGUGUACCCGAAUCCAAGAAACCCUUCCCCCACCUUCUCCGACUCGAGAAAUGGAUCCAACCCUCCUUACAACAAUCCACCACCAGACUAUAUACCGACGACAAACACUUCCACCUACGAUACGGGGAAAUCUUCGAGGAAAUACUCAGGAUAUGACGAACCACCUGUGGUUCCUCCUCCGCCUGAUUAUUCCGUUCCCCCUCCCACCGAGGAUUAUAGACCUUUCUACUCAUCCAACAACCUAACCGUUCCACCUUUACUGGGGGAAGAUUGUCCACCCACCAAUGUGAACGGGUUGGAUAGUUUCUUACAGUCGGAGAAUUCACUCAAUGAAGAUUCUUCUGCCCCGGCACAAAUGGGCUCUGGUAGUGGCUUCAGCAGCUUUAUGGGAAAUCUGAAUUUACCGUUUGAUUUCCAGAAAGGGCUUUUUUCCGAGAGUUGUGACGAUACACCCGCUUCGCCACCACUCGAAGGACUUGAUGACAAUACUUCCCACUACUUCUCUGAUUCUAAUCAAGAGGGCGGGAAACCAAUAGAAGUGAUAAACAGAACUAAACAGCCAGAUCUGAGUGAGAUACUGAAGGCUAUCAGUAUGCAGCCCCCUCCUGCUCCCCGGGGGGAUUUGGAGAUUCCAACAGUUCCCCCCAUCACAUUACCCCCGCCACCACUGCCCCCCACCACCCUGGCUGAGCCACCUCUUCUACCUCCCAAGUUUCCCACGUGGGGACAAGGUGAUAACUGGCCUGACACUCCUGCUUCGCCUCCUCUCUACGAGAAAUCUGGGUUUGGAGGGCCAGCUGAGUUUGAAGAACCAGAUUCAUUGACACUUGGUGACACGGAUACUGAUAUGAGGUCUGUUCGGGUACAAGGCGACAUUGACCACCGCAACCUCAUCAGUUUGACGUCAUCACCUCGGGACGAGAACCCCUGGGCCAACAACCAGGACACCGACUACAGAAAAAUGGCACUGGCUCCCAAACGAGGUACUCAAGAUGUGAACGUGGAAAGUGUGGACAUGGAGAUGAGUUCUGAUGAGGAAAUGGACACUGAGUCAAAGACCCAGACGCAAACGAGUGUCUCCUUCUCUUUGGCUCCGAGUGUCAAACCCCUGGUCGACUCUCCGCUGAAGGAGAGGGAAGAGCCGAAAAAGAAACUGUUGAGUGUCACGUUGACUCCGCCGCCAAAGUUACCUGAACCCCCUCCGCUUCCGGAUGUGGACGAAAUCUUUACAGAGAUCAACGAAACUAAGAAAUUGACGCCACCACCUCUGCCUCCGCCUGUGCCGCCAAGCUUGGUGCAGCAGAUACCGACACUGCAAGAGCCGAAUGCCCCCCGAGGACCGUUCCCUCCGAGGUUCAACAAUCCGAGGCCGAGGUUUCCUCAAUGGCAGAAUAACCAGAGUCCGAGGCCGAGACAACCCCCCAUGGUCGGUCCGAGGUUUCGACCUGAUGGCAACUUCCGAGGACGUCCGCCGUGGUUUCGCGGAAACCGACCUCCACGAUUUGGCGGAUGGUAAGUUUUGAGGCUGUUUUGUAAAGAUAACGUUGUAAAUAAGUACAUUAAUGUAUAUAAGACUGUGUAGCGUAAGGUUUUAACGUUUUAACCCUUUGUGGUUGAAAUGAUGUCGAGAACGCCCCAAGUUAUUAUUUCGUGAUGAAUAUGCA
Molecule: messenger RNA, 2094 nt
Organism: Macrosteles quadrilineatus (aster leafhopper)
Lineage: Eukaryota; Metazoa; Arthropoda; Insecta; Hemiptera; Cicadellidae
Exons: 5
Coding region: 15-1946 (643 amino acids)
Source: RefSeq, a predicted model, not a curated record